UUUGUUUCGUGGUGGACUCAUGUCGUCUUCCUCGCCACCACACCACACCACUGCAGUGCCGUCGCGUCAUCUCCCACCUCUCCCAUCGGGCCAGCGGAAGCAGCAGCUGCGUGCGGAACCAACCAUGCUCCCCUUCCUCCUCUCCCUCCUUCUCCUCACCGGCGCCGCGGCGGGGGUACAGGGCCACGACGACGCGGCGGCGCGGCGGACGAUGGAGGAGUUCGCCGGCUUCCCCGCCUCCGACGACGGCGAGGGCGGCCGCGCCUCCCCCUUGCGCGUAGACUCCGAAAGUCUCCAGCGCCAGAUUGAUGAACUGGCCUCGUUCUCCGACUCGCCGGCGCCGUCGGUGACGCGUGUUCUGUACAGCGACAAGGAUGUGCAAGCUCGAAGGUAUAUUAAAGGGAUAAUGAAACAGCUUGGCCUCUCUGUUCGAGAAGAUGCCGUUGGCAACAUAUUUGGCCGCUGGGUGGGUUCUGAGGCAGAACUAGGAGCAGUUGCAACUGGUUCUCAUGUUGAUGCCAUUCCAUUUUCAGGCAAAUAUGAUGGGGUCGUUGGUGUUCUGGGUGCUCUUGAGGCAAUCAGUGUGCUACAAAGGUCUGGUUUCCAGCCAAAAAGAUCCUUGGAGGUUAUUAUGUUUACAUCAGAGGAGCCUACACGAUUUGGAAUUAGCUGCUUGGGAAGCCGCUUAAUGGCAGGGAGCGAAGAACUAGUUCGAUCACUAAAAAGGACAGUUGACAACCACAAUGUAUCAUUUGUUGAUGCUGCUGACUCUGCUGGCUACAAGAUACACCCAGACGAUCUACAUAAUGUGUUUUUGAACCAAGAUGCAUAUUUUGCUUUUAUAGAAUUGCACAUUGAACAGGGCCCCAUUUUGGAAAAAGAAGGCAUCCCAAUUGGCAUUGUAACUGCCAUUGCUGCUCCUGCAAGUAUUAAGGUGGAAUUUGAGGGGAAUGGGGGUCAUGCUGGAGCAGUGCUAAUGCCCGCAAGAAAUGAUGCUGGAUUGGCGGCAGCUGAGCUGGCAUUAGCAGUUGAGAAAUAUGUUUUGGAAUCAGGAUCGAUAGAUACAGUUGGAACAGUUGGUAUUCUGCAGCUACAUCCCGGAGCUAUCAAUAGCAUCCCAAGUAAAUCACACCUAGAAAUUGAUGUAAGAGAUAUUGAUGAGAAAAGAAGGAAUUAUGUCAUUGAGAAGGUUCACAAAUCUGCCAUUGACAUAUCAAAGAUCCGUGGAGUAGAACUAUCGGAAUUCAAGAUCAUCAACCAGGAUCCGCCUGCUCUGUCUGACAAAUCAGUCAUAAACGCAAUGGAAUUUGCUGCAAAACAGCUGGGCCUAGAAUACAAAUUGAUGAUAAGCAGAGCUUAUCACGAUUCACUCUUCAUGGCCAGAAUAUCACCAAUGGGUAUGAUCUUCAUUCCCUGUUACAAAGGAUACAGCCACAAGCCCGAAGAGUAUGCGUCGCCCGAGGACAUGGCAAACGGGGUUCAGAUGCUAGCCUUGACAAUGGCGAAACUAUCCCUGGAGUGAGCACGGCUUGGGGAGAAAUCAAGAGGGACUAGAAUGGUCUAAUUUGUGAUGUGAUAUCGUGUGGCGUUGAUUAUGAACGUGAAACCACUCAAGGUCAAAAUCCUGUCAGUCUCAUUCUGAAUCCAUUUUCUAGCGGUUCUCUGGGGAUUUUAUCUAGAAGAAAGAGCCUCCCUGAUUCCCGUGACUCGAAAAAACAUAGUAAUAAGAAAACAUAAUAAUUCCACCCCCAUGUUGAAUCAUAUGGGAAUGAGAAAUACGUGAAGGUGCAA
This is a messenger RNA of Aegilops tauschii subsp. strangulata, 1791 nucleotides long. RefSeq names its product ureidoglycolate hydrolase. Gene Ontology annotation, molecular function: hydrolase activity, acting on carbon-nitrogen (but not peptide) bonds, in linear amidines. The record is from RefSeq and is a predicted model, not a curated record. Lineage: Eukaryota; Viridiplantae; Streptophyta; Magnoliopsida; Poales; Poaceae.